UGCCCCUCCCCCCAGGCCAGUAUGGGAUCCCUGAACCAUGGAAUUUUCCCUUUCGGAGGAGCUACUGGUGUGGACUUCGGCCCCCCAAGAGUCCAGCCCCUUGUCCCCCGCAGCUGGACCCAAAGGUGCUGGUGGAGGAGGCACCGCCUGGCCUGAGUCCUGGGGUCUCCGUUCGCGGCCUGGAGAAGCGCUUUCCUGGCAGCCCGCAGCCAGCCCUGCGGGGACUCAGCCUGGACUUCUACCAGGGCCACAUCACCGCCUUCCUGGGCCACAACGGGGCCGGCAAGACCACGACACUGUCCAUCUUGAGUGGUCUCUUCCCACCCAGUGGUGGCUCUGCGUUCAUCCUGGGCCAUGACGUCUGCUCCAGCAUGGCCGCCAUCCGGCCCCACCUGGGCAUCUGUCCCCAGUACAAUGUGUUGUUUGACAUGCUGACUGUGGGCGAGCACAUCUGGUUCUAUGGGCGGCUGAAGGGUCUGAGUGCUGCUGCGGUGGGCCCCGAGCAGGACCGUCUGCUGCAGGACGUGGGGCUGGUCUCCAAGCAGAGUGUGCAGACUCGCCACCUCUCUGGUGGGAUGCAACGGAAGCUGUCCGUGGCCAUUGCCUUUGUGGGUGGCUCCCAAGUUGUUUUCCUGGACGAGCCUACAGCUGGUGUGGAUCCUGCUUCCCGCCGCGGCAUUUGGGAGCUGCUGCUCAAAUACCGAGAAGGUCGCACACUGAUCCUCUCCACCCACCACCUGGAUGAGGCGGAGCUUCUGGGAGACCGUGUGGCUGUGGUGGCGGGGGGUCGCUUGUGCUGCUGUGGCUCCCCACUCUUCCUGCGUCGUCAACUGGGCUCCGGCUACUACCUGACGCUGGUGAAGGCCCGCCUGCCCCUGACCACCAGUGAGAAGGCUGACACUGACAUGGAGGGCAGCAUGGACACCGGGCAGGAAAAGAAGAACGGCAGCCAGGGCAGCAGAGUCGGUGAGGGCCAGCGUGGGAGACCCAGAGCGGGUGGGCA
Piliocolobus tephrosceles (Ugandan red Colobus) is the source of this 1003-nucleotide messenger RNA. Its product is annotated as phospholipid-transporting ATPase ABCA7-like. Gene Ontology annotation, biological process: transmembrane transport; lipid transport. Gene Ontology annotation, cellular component: membrane; intracellular membrane-bounded organelle. The transcript is spliced from 7 exons. NCBI's taxonomy places the organism in Eukaryota, Metazoa, Chordata, Mammalia, Primates, Cercopithecidae. The record is from RefSeq and is a predicted model, not a curated record. The annotation marks the transcript as partial. Gene Ontology annotation, molecular function: lipid carrier activity; ATP hydrolysis activity; ABC-type transporter activity.